This is a messenger RNA of Antechinus flavipes (yellow-footed antechinus), 4745 nucleotides long. It is a transcript of the gene DIABLO, whose product is annotated as diablo IAP-binding mitochondrial protein. NCBI's taxonomy places the organism in Eukaryota, Metazoa, Chordata, Mammalia, Dasyuromorphia, Dasyuridae. Gene Ontology annotation, cellular component: mitochondrion. The record is from RefSeq and is a predicted model, not a curated record. The transcript has 7 exons. The coding region runs from base 3450 to 4196 and encodes 248 amino acids. Gene Ontology annotation, biological process: neuron apoptotic process; intrinsic apoptotic signaling pathway in response to oxidative stress.
AAAGGAUAUAUUAUUUAUAUCAUGUCUGGACUUCUGUGUAACUGGGGAAACAUGCGUAUUAAAUUGAUUGUUCUUUAAAGAAGAUGGCUACAUAGGCACAGUUUUAUUUUUGUGUACAACUUUAGGUGAAAUCAGAGAAUCCCAUUCAAAUAUUAAUUGUAGUUUUAAUGGGAACAAGAGAAUAACAUUUGUUUUUAUACUGACAAUGGAACCAAAAAAGCAGCAUAUUUAGUUCCUUUGGGAAAAUCUUUCUAGUAAGGCUCUAGAGACUUGAGGCUCCACCAGGUCUUCUAGUUAGAUCUCAUCACAGCCUUGUUUGAAUUGAAGCCGAAAAAGCUUGUAUAAAACAUCUGUGCUCCUGUUCUUCUCACUCUGGACACCAUGGCCUAACCUUUCGCCUGCAGGAAAUAUACACUUAUAUUCCAAACAGUUGCCCCUAGGGAACAAAUUUCUUUUCUUUCAUCUUUGUAAUCAUGUCAGUGGGCAUCAGACAAGAACAGCGAUUGUAGAAGAGUGUCUACAGUACAGACCCCUAUCCUGGCUGUUUUCCUUUACCCUCUAGAGUGUAUUUCUUGUACACAGUAUCUGACAGCUACGCUCAAUAAAUGUAAUUUGAGCAUGAUGAGAGGUUACUGGAAAUAGUGCAAGUGAAGAACAAUUGUUUUUUUUAGCGGGCAGCUUGGGGAGAUUUGGUUGGGUUUAAGUCCUUCUGACACAUUCUUGCUAUCUGAUCCUGAGUAAACUACCUACAUUCAGUGAUCCCAGCCACUGCAAGAUGAUAAAUGACAACUUAGUUGCCAAUUUGCAGGUUAUUGGCUGGAGUAUCUUGCAGAUUCAGAGAGAAAAAGAGAAACCCAAAGUAUCUAGUAGCAUGAAAAGGCAAUUUGGAAUUAAGUAUUUCCAGCACAAUGUCAUGUCAACUUUGGGUCAUUGAGUGUUCUUAUACUUGAGAUACUUCAUUUAUAUGAAACAGAACAGAGGAAGAGGAAGACUUUGGGAGGGAACUUGGAAGAGGAUGAAAGAAUUCAUCAAGAAAUGUAUCCUUUCAUGCAUUAACUUGGCUGUGUGAGAAGUCAAUGUCUUUACUAGAAGCUUAGACGGGCUUUUUUUUUUUUUUUUUUUUUUUCCCUUCUCGGUAGGACAGACAGAAACUCUUUUUGGAUGACCAACUCUCUAGAGGAGCAAUUACUGCUAACAGGCUUCCUGAAAAGCUUGAUAAUGCUCUGCUCCUGUUUUUGGCCUGGCUGCUGCUGAGGCAAUAAUUUGAUAAUAAGAGAUCCUGAUUAAAUUAAGGAACCAUUUAUGCCCUGGAUGAUGAUGUUGAGAAAAGGAUUGAUAGACAAUGCUUCUCCAUCCAGCUUAUUUGCUUAAAGGUCAAGAAAGAUUCUCCUCUUGUAAAAUAUACUCCUUCCAAAAAAUCAUUCCUAAGUGCGCAAGCUCUUGAAUUCUUUGCUUUACUCAUGCUGAGGGAAUAGCUUAGGUCCUCCACUUGUCCCUCUCCCGGCUUGGGGUGGAGGUGGAGCAGGUAGAAAUGGAGAUGUCUGGUUUGUGUGAUCGCUGCACUACUUUACUCCCUUCCCAAUCUCGGAAACUCAGGCCGGCUCUAAAAGAGCCCAGAAUUUGGAGUCAUGCCCUGCCGUUUACUAGCUCUGACCUAUGGGGUCUCAGUUCCCACAGAAGUCAUUAGUUCCACCUAUAACUGUGGAUCACCCCUCUUUUCAGCCUCCGGUGUCCCUCUCACGUCUUCCCGCUUCUCAAACAAAAGCCAGACCCCUUUCACUGGGACACCACCAGCCUUAGUCCGGGGACCCAGCAGCCUCCUGCAAUCUGACCUUGGCCAGAGGUGGUGAGCCCUCCCCAGCUCAGAGUCUGAGGUCGCCCGUUAUUUAUAGAAGGAGCCGCCUGGACCACACCCGGUAGGGUUUGGGUUUGAGUUUGACUAGACCGAGGCCAGAAAGGGCGGGACGCGCCUCGGGGCGUCCCGCUGGACUCACCCACGCAGUCAGAUGCGGCCCGGACACUGGCAGGCGGAGGAACUGGGGGCGGACCCUCCGGCCCUUGGCCCCUCCUAGCUCGCUCAUCCUAGAGCUCCCUGGGCUCAGUGCGCACUCACUCACCCGCGGGCUGGGCUCCGCUCUGCUCCGCACCUGAGCUAGACCUUGGCUGCAACUCUUGUCUGUUAAGUCCGAAGAGAAAAGUCUUGCGAAGUUAAGUUCCAGCCCCUAGAGGCCGGCUACGUCCUCCGGGCUCCGACGAGCAGGGCAGGACGGUCCGGCCGGGCGGGCGCCAACAGAGUGGGGCCGCGAUGCGCACCUCGUGGGCAGUGCACGUGCUGCGGACGCUGCGGGAGCUGCUCGCCUUCGUGCUGCUCAGUUACACGGUGCUCAUUGGGGCGCUGCUGCUGGCCGGCUGGACCACUUACUUCCUGGUGCUGAAGUGACAGCUCCGGGCGUCAUGGCCCGGGCCGGACUGCUGCCUGGAGGAGGCCGGCGGGCCGCGCCUACUAGUCCCUCUGCUCCGAAGACCACGCGCCUAUCCGGCCCAAACUUUCCGCGGCAGCGGGCGGGGAGAGCCAUGUGAGAGAGAGACACCUUCGACCCGCCGCACUCCAGGCCUCCUUCAACCUCUCUAAGCGGUCAUCCUCUUCCUGGGUGUUCUCCCUGCCCCUUGCUUCCCUUCCCCUUCCCUCUCCUCCCUUCCUUUCCUUUCCUUUUUCCUAUCCCGGACCCAGCGCUCCAAAGAGCUGGGGGGCGGCGGCCGCAGCUACUAUAGCUCCUCCUCUUCCCCGCCCCCUGGGCAGGCCUAAAUCUCCAGCAUUUCCUUUCCCCUCUCCUGGAGGCGGGGCUCCCAGAUGCCAGAGCUCCUCUUUCCCCUCUCUCGGCGGCUUCUAGAGGCGGGUCUAGAUUUCCUGAGCUUCUCCUCUCCCCCCCUGGAGAUCCGAAACCUCCAGAGCUCCUUCUCUCCCUCUCUCCGCUCCUAGAGGCGAGACCCGAAGCCGCCAGAGCUCCUCCUCCCCUUCUCCCCGCUCCUAGGGGCGGGGCCAUAGCCGCGCGUGCUUUUCCCUCUGCAGAUUGGGCACCCCCAGCAGCAAAAACACUUCCCCAUCUCUUGGGACGGGGCUCGCAAUGGAGAAAGUGCCUCUUCCCCGUCCCACCUUCAUUAGAAGUAGGGCCCAUAAUAACUAAGCGUGCUUCUUCCUUACACACUUCCCAUCAGGGAGGGGACCACAGUCGCUCGCGCUCCUCCUCCUCUUUCUUCUCCUCCUCCUCCUCCUCCUCCUCCCCCUUCUGGGAGGACGAGACAGUUGCAGCAGUGCGUAGGGAUCCUUCCUCUGCUCCACGCCCCUUUUGCGUCACCUUAAAGGCGGAGCCGAGUGAUCUUGUCCUAUCAGGUGCUGGGACCUGGCGGCGCGUCACUUCCGGCAUCCGUUUCCCGGCGUCCGCUGUGGAAUGGCGGCUCUGAGGAGCUGGGUUCUCCGCAGCGUCGGCUCCUUCUUCAGGCAGAGUGUUCCAGUUGUAACAAGGUUGAGAAGAUGCCGUUUGACAGAUUUGGUAGGACCCUGGCACAAAACAGUGGCAGUGGGUUUUGGAGUGUCUCUGUGUGCAGUGCCUAUAGCACAGAAGACGGAGACACACUCUCUUAGUAAUGAAGCACUGAUGAGAAGAGCAGUUUCCAUGGUGACUGACAGCACCUCCACCUUCCUCUCACAAACCACGUAUGCAUUGAUUGAAGCCAUCACAGAGUAUACUAGGGCGGUUUACACAUUAGUGUCUCUGUACCGAAAAUACUCAAGUUUACUUGGGAAAAUGAAUUCUCAAGAGGAAGAUGCAGUGUGGCAGGUGAUCAUAGGAGCCAGGGUUGAGAUGUCUUCAAAACAAGAAGAGUAUUUAAAGUUAGAGACGACUUGGAUGACUGCCUUGAGUCUGUCUGAGAUGGCAGCAGAAGCAGCCUACCAGUCAGGUGCUGAUCAAGCCUCAAUCAUGGCUCGAAAUCAUGUUCAGCUGGUGAAGACUCAAGUUCAGGAAGUGCGACAGCUCUCCCAGACGGCCGAGACCAAAUUGGCCGAGGCCCAGACCGAGGAGCUACGCCUCAGGCGCCCCGAGGAGCUGGAAAAGGGGACUAUGCCCCAGCGUCCCAGCACUGGGGGAUCUCUGCUGACAGACCAUGAGGAGGAGGCCUACUUGCGGGAGGACUGAGGAGGCUUCUCCCCAGAGGCACUAACACUGUGAAUAUGGUUACCUUGAUUGCCUUUGAAAACACAGUUAGAGAGGAAUGGAAGCUGGGGUGGGGCGGCUAGCUCAAAGUUGUAACAUCUUUCCUGAGUUAGGCAGUUCUGUGACAGCCAAAGAUCCCAUACAACUCACCCCUCCUUGGAGGGUGAAAUGAGUCGUGUUCAAGGCCAUGUAGCUCCACUCAGUCAUGAAAGUGGUCUUCAACAGCCCUCUGGAAGCAGGGGACCCAGCCCUCUUACCAGUAGUUUAAGUAAUUAGUAAGUUAGCCUCCAUUUUCAACCAUAGUCAGAUUUUCAAAUGUAAGUUAUUUAAGCUUUGGUUCUCUCUUGUGGGAUGUGAAUUUUUGGAGGGUGUGGUCGUGUUUAUAGUAUUUGUUUUUUAAAAGUUCAUGCCCUCUUUGACCUAAAUGUGGCUAAGAUAAAAAUGCCUGGCCUGGCCCUGCCAGAAGGCCUCUCUGCACAGUUGGAGAAAUGUGUUUGUACUUGUUAUGAAACAGGAGUCCCUUAAAUGAAA